Molecule: messenger RNA, 2440 nt
Organism: Linum tenue
Lineage: Eukaryota; Viridiplantae; Streptophyta; Magnoliopsida; Malpighiales; Linaceae
Source: the annotation of a GenBank genome assembly
GGCCGUUAGAGCUGAAUUAAACCGUCAGUCACUGUGAUCGAUCUUCCCGUCGCCACCGUAACGUACUAAUCUUCAUCGAGAACCCGAGCGGCCGUCCGACAUAUUCAGCUAGUCAAGCAAGUAGUGGCUGGAGGGAGAGAAGCCUUUCGCGGUUGCUUUUGCAUCUGUCAUCGAAAUUCCUUUUUGGGCUGGCUCGCUUUUUCCCCCUUCUCUGGUUUUGGUUGGUCCCCCAGCAAUAAAUCGAAUUCCUUCCAUCCACAAAGACUCCCGCAGCGAAUGUGUGGAUCCUCUUCACUCCGAAUCUUACAGGGUAAUCUCUCUCUCUCUUUCGAACCGUUAGCUAAAUAUAGAAGAACCCUUCAAUUUCCCCCACCAUCUCUCUUCCCAGUUUCGACGGAUCUUAAACCCUCCAUCAUGUCGCUGACAAUCAAGCUCCACGUUGUUCCCCACACCAUUCCCCACACCGCUAUACGACGAGCUCCCGUGGCUGCCGUGACGAAUGUGAAGCUGCUGGUGGGGAAACCCAUUUACGGCGCUAACGAGUUGCUUCCAUUUCUGUACAGGCGGACGACGAGGUCGAGAAACAUGAAGGGUGCUGUUUUGCCGGCGAUCAAGAGCUCCUUGAUCGACCCCGACGGCGGGGCGCUGGUGGAUUUGGUGGUGCCGGAGGGGGAGAGGGCCGCGAAGGUUUCUGAGGCUGAAGGGUUGCCGAAGGUGAAGCUAACGAAGGUGGAUGUGGAGUGGGUUCAUGUGGUAAGUGAAGGGUGGGCGAGCCCGUUGAGAGGUUUCAUGAGGGAGGAUGAGUAUUUGCAGAGCCUGCAUUUCAAUUCGUUGAGGAUGGAGGAUGGGAAGGUGGUGAACAUGUCGCUCCCGAUUGUGUUGGCGAUUGAUGAUGGGACUAAGGAGAGUAUUGGGUCCGCGAAAGAUGUUGCUCUUUUGGGUCCUGAUGGGGAUGUCAUUGCCAUUCUUCGAAGUAUAGAAAUAUACAAGCACAACAAAGAAGAGAGAAUAGCCAGAACCUGGGGCACAACUGCUCCUGGUUUACCCUACGUGGAGGAGAGCAUCACUCAAGCUGGAAACUGGCUCAUUGGCGGAGACCUUGAAGUCCUAAAACCUAUCAAGUACAAUGACGGGCUCGAUCAUUAUCGCCUCUCCCCCAAGGAGCUACGCAAAGAAUUUGAUAAGCGUGGAGCUGAUGCAGUUUUCGCUUUUCAGCUAAGAAACCCGGUUCACAAUGGUCACGCUCUUUUGAUGAACGACACUCGUAGGCGGCUUCUGGAUAUGGGUUACAAGAAUCCCAUUCUCUUGCUGCAUCCUUUGGGAGGGUUUGUGAAGGCUGAUGAUGUGCCUUUGGAUGUCCGAAUGGAACAACACAGCAAGGUUUUAGAGGACAAAGUUCUUGAUCCAGAGACCACGAUAGUUGCAAUUUUCCCUUCACCUAUGCAUUACGCUGGUCCGACAGAAGUGCAAUGGCAUGCCAAGGCAAGAAUAAACGCAGGAGCUAACUUUUAUAUUGUGGGUCGUGAUCCUGCUGGCAUGGGGCAUCCUGUGGAGAAGAGAGAUUUGUAUGAUCCUGACCAUGGGAAGAAGGUGUUGAGCAUGGCUCCUGGGCUUGAGAAACUGAAUAUUUUGCCCUUCAGGGUAGCAGCUUACGAUACAGUUGCAAAGAAGAUGGCCUUUUUUGAUCCAUCAAGAGCGCAAGAUUUUCUAUUCAUAUCUGGAACCAAGAUGAGGACAUUUGCAAAAACAGGUGAAAACCCACCCGAUGGUUUUAUGUGCCCGGGAGGGUGGAAGGUCCUUGUGAAGUACUACGAGAGCUUGCAAACAGAGGACACCAAGCAGCAGAAGCCUGCUGCUGUAUCUGCUUAAGGAUCUGGGUUUGGUUAAAUGUCGAGCUUAAGAUAAAAGAUAAAGACUUUCCACUCCAUUUAGUGGAAGUCCUUGAGCAAAAGUUAUGGCAGCCAUAACCAUCAACUGAAGAGUUCUGGGGCUGGCCCUUUGGUAACUGGGUAUCUGUUCUUCCCUGGGUUUCUUUUUUGGUUCUUGAGACUAAAAGGAGUUAUAUUUAUUUUAUCAUUCAUUUGGAUGACAGUCUAGCUAGUUUUUCUUUUCUGCAAUAUUACAUGAUAAAAAUGACGGCUAUUCGAUCUGUUAUCAACGUGGGAAGAGAAAGUAGUACCCUUUUCUCAACUUUCUUUCCUUGCGUUAUGCUGCAAUGCCAUGAAUCUGCUUCAGCAACCCUGGUAGAGUAUAGAUCGAGGAAAGUUGCAGGUUUAGAGUUCUGUAUGUACAGUCUCAACUGCUGCAAAUAACUUGUAAUAGUGUCCAAUAGUCCAAGGUACUCCAAACUCAAAAGUGGUUAGAUGUGGGUCAAUUCCUGGGCUAAGAGUGCAUAUGGACCAAGUGAUAAAAGUUCCAUUGGGUUGUGAUUCGGUAAUGG